Daktulosphaira vitifoliae (grape phylloxera) is the source of this 1324-nucleotide messenger RNA. RefSeq lists its product as uncharacterized. The transcript has 5 exons. The record is from RefSeq and is a predicted model, not a curated record. The coding region runs from base 771 to 1211 and encodes 146 amino acids. Lineage: Eukaryota; Metazoa; Arthropoda; Insecta; Hemiptera; Phylloxeridae.
AUGGUUUAUAUGAUAUCAAUGUCGCAGUCACGGAUUGUUUAUUAUCAAUUAUGACUAUCAUAGAUAUACUUUCUGUAUUGUCAGUUAGUGUAUUUAUAAACUCACAACAAUGUGCCUUACUACCAUUGAUAAUAACAAUGCUGUGUACCUGCUAAUUUCUUUGAAGUUGUUUUAAACAAAGUAACUCAUAACUAAAUACUUUAUUUAUAAUAAGUAAACAAAUAAUAAAAUCUCCUUUCAGUAUUGAUGUUCGUAAAUUACUUGCUUUUGAUGAUGUUUCAGUGUCAUUCCACUUCGAAAUUAUAAAUAACGAUUCAAUUAGGUACACAAAAAGCUCAAGAAAAUCAUUGACAGUAUAAAAACGUUCAACUCAUUUAGUCGCACAUAAUUGUUUUAAUGAUUUUUUAGUUAUACAUUUUUGACUUUCUUCGAUUUGACUUUUCAACACAUCUUUUCGCUUUGGAAGAUGAAUAAGAAAUAGCAAGGUUUAAAACAUGAACAGUACAAUGAACAAACGUCGCAAGCGGAUAACUUUGGUGAAUAAGAGAUUGAGCUCCGUUAAAUUGACCAGACAUAGAAGCACAUCCAUCGUAACACUGUCCUCUAAGGUAUUUUGUUUCUACACCAAAUGAAUGUAAACUUUGAAUAAUAAUAUAUAAACCUUUUCCAGUAGUAUCUGUUGUAGACACAAACUGAAGAGUUCUUCCUUGAUAAUUAUAUUUUCAACAUCUAAAUAUCGAACACACAAAGUUACUUGUUCGCUUCCACCAAUGUCGGCCGUUUCAUCAGCAAUUAUUGAUAUGGCAAGUGAAAAAAAUAUUUUUGGUCAAACAAAUGAAUCAAACUUACAUAAGGUCAUACGCAGAGUUGAAGAAAUAUGGAAUCGUCGUUUCAUGCAUUCCAAUUGUGUUUUAAAUAAUACAAAUAAAGGACAAAUAUCAAAAAAGUCAACUAAAGAUGUAAGAAUUACCUCAAUUAUUAAUAAAAAUAUUUAUCCUAUAAAAAAUUCCAUUAUUCCAAAAAAACGCACGUAUCGAAAAACGAAUAAAAAUGAUAAAAUUAUUCCAGAAAAAUUGAAUAUGAUGCAGCAAAGAGAAUUCGGAACACUUUUUCAGAAUGAAAAAUCUGAAAAAUAUAAAAAUGAAAUUUUAAAUUCAACAGAAAAAAAAUAUAGCAAUUUCAAAAGACAAUCCGCUAUUAAUAUCAGCUGAUUUGUUAGAAAAGGUAUAUUUUAUUAUGCUUUAUUUCAAUAAAAAGAUUUUAGGGUAUACCCUAAACCAUUUUUUGGACUUAAAGCAGAUUUCUUAAAUAAAUUUAUCAUAUA